This is a messenger RNA of Funneliformis geosporum, 3204 nucleotides long. Lineage: Eukaryota; Fungi; Glomeromycota; Glomeromycetes; Glomerales; Glomeraceae. The record is from the annotation of a GenBank genome assembly.
AUGGCUUUAGAAAAUCAAUGGUUACAGGCCGCUAUUAAGAGCGAGCAUAUUAUAAGCAUUAAUUAUGAUACUUUUGAAAACGCUGAAGUUAUAGCAAGAGGGGCUUUUGGUGAAGUUUCUCGUGCUUAUUGGAAAAGUGGCGAAAAAACUGUCGCCUUAAAAAGUCUCUAUGGAAAUACUCAAAUGGGAGUCGAAGGUUCUUUUGAAGAAUUUGUUAGAGAGCUUCAAUUGAUUCGUUCGGUUGAUUUUCAUGAUAAUAUAAUAAGAUUUUAUGGUGUUAGUGAAGAUCCAGCAACACGGAGAUAUUUUAUGGUGUUAGAAUAUGCCAAUGGCGGAGACCUUCGAUCUUUCUUACGUAAAAAUCAUCAUACGCUCAAUUGGAAAAUGAUAAUAAAUAUGGCCAAGCAAAUUUCUAGCGGCCUCAAAUGCAUUCAUGAACGUAACAUAGUACACAGAGAUUUACACUCAAAGAAUAUAUUGGUGCAUGAUGGAAAAAUGAUGAUUACAGAUUUUGGGUUGUCAAAAUCAUUGGACAAUAAUGAAACAUCCCUCGUGGGUGGUAUGGUUGGUUAUAUUGAACCGUUAUGUUUUAUAAAUUCAUCUUACAAAAGAGACAAGGCAUCAGAUAUAUAUAGCUUAGGUGUGUUGUUGUGGGAGUUAUCAAGUGGGAGGCCACCAUUUGAUAAUAUGGCGAUUUUAGAUAUAGCCAGCGCUGUGGUUCAAGGAAAAAGAGAACAACAAAUUGACGGAUCUCCACCGGAUUAUGUAGCAAUUUAUCAGAUGGCUUGGGAUAAUCAACCAAAAAAACGUCCCACAAUAAAUAAUGUGCGUGAUAGUCUUGAAAAAUUAUCAAAACAGUUAACAGAAGAUGGAGACAAUCUUAAUACAAACAAUUUCGCUGCAUUAUCUUUAAACUCACCGGGACAAAAUAAUUUAGCAAAUUCACCCAUUGUAGAAAAUAAAGAGCUUCCUUCGAAUAAUUUCGCAUCAAAUUUUGGCGUGCAAAAUUCAUCUUUACGUCGUCAAACAACAAUACCUUUGGGAGUGGCCGAAUCAAUGAAUCCGAAUAAGAAGGUUAUUAUGUUAGACAGUUAUGUUCCAUCGAAUAAUGUUAAAACUGGACAAUUAAUGAGCCCACCAAACUCAAAUGAAAUUCUCACUAAUCAGAAUACGAUACCAAUUGGCGUAGCGGAAUCGAUGAAUCCGAAUAAACAAAGUAAUGCAUUGUUGAGUCAUACUCGGUCAAGUAAUCAGAAUUCAUCAGCUUCACCAUCCAUUCCUUAUGGACUUAUUAAUUCGAUGAAUCCGCUUAGAUCAGACACACUUUCGAAUUACCUGCCAGCAAAUAAUACAGCUCCAAUUCCAAAUGUGAUUUUACGCGGCAAGACUACUUUUCCAUCUAGUGCGGCUGAUCACCGUGUUAAUGUUAAUAAUGUACCUCAGAUCAUUCCUAACCCAAUUCAACAACCUCGGGUCUAUCAAAUGCCUUCUAAUCAACAAUCAAAUCAGUAUACGCAAAUGCCGACAACCAAUACGCUACAAAGAAAUAAUACAGUUAAUUAUACUCAAGCCAAUAAUCAGCCACAAUCUAAACAAUUCCCAGGUGUUCCACAAAACAUUCAAAGGAGCAACACUAUAAGUCACUCCCCACAGAAUGUUAGUGGUAUGCCCAAUCCUAUAAAUCAGCCUCAAUUUAAUAAGUUCCCACAGAAUAGUUCUCAAGGAUUCCAAGCACCUCCAUCCCAACAACCGCAAUUUACUCAACAACAACAACCCCCUCAGAAUCAACGACCCUCCCAACUUCAGCAACAGCAACAACCUCAAUUUCAGCAACCCUCUCAGUCUCAGCAGCCUCCAAUACAUCCCCAAUAUCAACAGCCUCAACAACAACCUCCUCAACAGCCCCAAUACCAACAGCCUCAACAAUCUCAACAACGACAACCUCAGCAGCCUCAACAACAACCACCCCAGCAAUCUUACCAACAACCUUUAAAAUCUCAACAGCCUCAACCUCAACCUCUACAGCAGCCUCAAUACCAACAACCUCAGCAGCCUCAAUACCAACAACCUCAGCAACCUCAAUACCAACAACCUCAGCAACCUCAAUACCAACAACCUCAACAUAUGCAAUACUUUCAACAACGUCUUAAUCAAUAUCCAAAUCAAUUGGGAAAUGUGCAGUAUUCAAAUCAAUUUCCACCUCAACUAAAUUUAAACAAAUCUAAUUCUAUUGCCUUACCAAUCCGACUAACAUAUAAUAAUCAUCAAUCACCACAACCUCCCAAUCAGUUGCCUCACCCUCCUCCAAAUAUUAUUCAACGUCAACUUUCUCAUUCACAAAAUCCACACAAAUGUACAUGUGAUGAUACGAUGACAAAGUAUGUCGAGGAAUUCCAAAACACCCGUGGCUAUAGUAAACCAACCAAAUGUCAUGCAGGCUAUCACGCAGGGAUUGGGGAUAUCGAAGGGUUAAGAUGGCAUUUAUAUUAUGACCAAAAAGUUGAAGGAACUUAUAACUUUAGUGAUAUGACGGAUAAGCUGGUGUUGAUUACUGCAAGAUUUUGUGGAAGGAAAAGUUUAAAUGCUAUGUUUCGAUGUCUUAAAGAAUAUGGAGUGAAUUUUAAUGUUACAACGAUGAAAACCGAAAAAACAGCAUUUCAUUUAUUAUUCGAAAAUUUUAAUCUUUGUAAUAAAAUAACUUAUGCUAAGGAAAAACUCGAAAGAUAUCACAAAGUAUUAUUUCAGGCGAUUAAGUUCCUAAAAGAAAUGGGGUGUAAUAUUAAUGCAAAGGAUAAAGAAGGAUGUACAAUAUUAUCACGUUAUCUUGGAGAAUUAUUUUUACAUGAAGAAAGAAAACCAAUUAUAGAAUCAUUAUUAAAUAAUGGAGCAGAUCCAAAUAUAUCAGUAAGUUUAAAGAAUUGGGGAGAAUUUGAUGCAAAUACAGCUUUAUUACUGGCAGUGAGAAACAAAUGGCCAACUUCUGUAUUAGAUGUAAUCGUUAAACAUAAAGUAGAUGUUAAUGCUGUUAAUAAUCAAGGCAAGAAUGCAUUAGCCAUCGCUACUGAAGCUAAAGAUCAUAAAACAAUGAUUUGGAUGUUAGAUAAUGUUGAUUUUGAAAAUGAAAGUAUUAAAGUUGCCAAAAGAUGUGCAGGAAAUUUUACUACUAAAGAAUCUCAAAUAUUAAAAUCAUGGAAAAAAAAGUAA